UAAUUGUUAGUUCCCAUUCAACCGUCGUGCGGUGCGUUUCCUAUACCACAUUCGCUUCGAUCCUCGCUGCUAAUAUUCAACUCGUUUAAUAUCCUUUCGGUCAUAAGACAAAAAAAAGAAGGAAAAAUGCGUGUGAUCACAGUCAACCUUUUGCUGAUGGCAAUUUGUGCUUGCUCAACUCUUUGGCCAGCGAGUGCCCUGGAAUGCUACAGUUGUGUAGGAGAUGAGUGCCAUGUGGAAUCGGUUCCGACGGUUACUUGCUCCAUAGAUGCCGCUGCAGCAUUUGGAUUGGAUAUGGCCGCAUUCAAUCCGUUCAAACGGUCUCUUCUUUCCGUGAUGCCACGAGAUGCAGACGAUGACUCCACAACUGGAUCCACCACAAAUGAGGAUUCUUCAACCACCUCUUCAGCUUCAUCAACCGCAGGAUCUUCAACCUCCGAUUCUACAACAGAUUCUUCGACAGCUUCCUCCACCACAAAUGCAGAUUCUAGCUCUAGCUCAUUGGGUUCUUCAACAUCCGAUUCUACAACAGAUUCUUCGACAGCCUCCUCCACCACAAAUGGAGAUUCUAGCUCCAGCUCAUUGGCUUCUUCCACCACAGAUUCUUCAACAUCAGAUUCUACGACAGAUUCCUCGACAGCUUCCUCCACCACAAUUGGAGAUUCUAGCUCCAGCUCAUUGGCUUCUUCCACCACAGAUUCUUCAACAUCCGAUUCAACAACAGAUUCCUCGACAGCUUCCUCCACCACAAUUGGAGAUUCUAGCUCCAGCUCUUUAGCUUCUUCCUCGACGGAUUCUUCUACCUCCGAUUCUACAACAGAUUCUACGACAGCCUCCUCCACCACAAAUGGAGAUUCUAGUUCCAGCUCUUUGGGUUCUUCCACGACAGAUUCUUCAACCUCCGAUUCUACAACUGAUUCGUCGACUGCUUCCUCCACCACAAAUGAAGAUUCUACCACUAGCUCUUCGGCUUCUUCCACCACAGAUUCUUCAACAUCCGAUUCUACAACGGAUUCGUCGUCUCCUUCCUCUACCACAGAUGAAGAUUCUAGCUCCAGCUCUUCGGCUUCUUCCACCACAGAUUCCUCAACCUCCGAUUCUACACCGGUUUCGUCGACUCCUUCCUCCACCACAGAGGCUGAUUCUACCAGUAGCUCGUCGGCUUCUACGAACACAGAUUCGUCAUCGUCUGAAUCUUCCACCAGCUCUACAACAUCUUCGCCAUCUCCUUCUACCCCAACAAACUACAAGGUUGCGGCCUGUUACAGCAUCUACAAGGACGGAGUGUUGAACCGCGGUUGUGUUAAGGUGCCCGAAGAACAAUCCGGUUGCCAGGCUGUGAAGAAUGAUCUUGACAUAACUGAGGACUCUGCCGAUCAGUGCGAUCUCUGUUUGACAGAUCGGUGCAAUGGAAGCACUAGCCUGAAGGUUUCACUUGGCGCCAUGAUUCUUCUUUUGACGAUGGGACUUAAAAACGUGCUGUAAGAGAUGGUGGGAAAAUACUAUGAAUUAUGUAUAUACUUGUUAGUAAUUUGUAUUUGUAUUAUCAUUAUUAAAUAAUAAACGUUUACCUUGUA
Drosophila teissieri is the source of this 1577-nucleotide messenger RNA. RefSeq lists its product as uncharacterized. NCBI's taxonomy places the organism in Eukaryota, Metazoa, Arthropoda, Insecta, Diptera, Drosophilidae. The transcript has 4 exons. The coding region runs from base 127 to 1485 and encodes 452 amino acids. The record is from RefSeq and is a predicted model, not a curated record.